CAGCCAUUACGAAUCUAAGCUUGUGAGUAGAGUCAAUAUAGUGUUCUGCAAAAUAUGUCGAAGUCUUUGAAAUGUAACGCCAGAGCAAUGAUGGCCCGGUCCCAGUCAAGGUCACGGUCAGAGACGCCUUCACUUUCAAGGACCUGUAUGAUGUUUGGCGAAGCCACCGGAGGCUCUUAUGUAGAGUCUCAGGUGGAACUCGAACAGAAGCUGUGGCAGCCUGUUCUAGCCCAGAAAACUGGGACUUCGGCAGACAUAUUUCGGGCCCCCUAUGGUUCUGUGGGAGGCCUUCCCCAGAAGAAUGAACUCCAGCAGUCCAUUCACGCUGUACCGAUUGAACGUGCGGCAGCGAUGGACUUGGACGAAAAGGAGGGGGAAGCGGCGGCGGCAGAACAUCGGAACUUCCGCUACCAGCUUGCUACUUCUCUUGUAGAUCGCCACCUCCCACAAGAAAUUUCAGGAACUGAUUUCAAAGUUCAGAGACUGGACAGGGGUACUUUGCAUGUUCCUGGGCUGACUCAGGGUAGCAAAAACAGAAAAUAUUGUCACAUGUGUCUUCGGAAUGGUAUCAAGAAAAAGAUAUAUUUGUAUUGCAUCACUUGCGACGAAGCCCUUUGCCCAGAUGAAUGUUGGACAGUUUGGCACACUGUCCUAGAUCUACCUGGGAAGAAUGUAUAUUCCCGUAAAGGUAGGCGGAAGUGACUACAAUUUAUCUUUUUCUGGUACCAUUGCCUUGGUUUGUUUUUAUACUAGCCG
This is a messenger RNA of Hyposmocoma kahamanoa, 756 nucleotides long. RefSeq lists its product as uncharacterized. The transcript is spliced from 5 exons. Bases 55 to 702 code for a protein of 215 amino acids. The record is from RefSeq and is a predicted model, not a curated record. Lineage: Eukaryota; Metazoa; Arthropoda; Insecta; Lepidoptera; Cosmopterigidae.